This is a messenger RNA of Pleuronectes platessa (European plaice), 2552 nucleotides long. It is a transcript of the gene csnk1e, whose product is annotated as casein kinase 1, epsilon. Gene Ontology annotation, molecular function: ATP binding; protein serine/threonine kinase activity. Gene Ontology annotation, cellular component: cytoplasm; nucleus. Lineage: Eukaryota; Metazoa; Chordata; Actinopteri; Pleuronectiformes; Pleuronectidae. The transcript is spliced from 10 exons. The record is from RefSeq and is a predicted model, not a curated record. The coding region runs from base 1 to 1266 and encodes 421 amino acids. Gene Ontology annotation, biological process: endocytosis; peptidyl-serine phosphorylation; signal transduction.
AUGGAGUUGAGGGUGGGGAACAAGUACCGCCUCGGGAGGAAGAUAGGAAGCGGAUCCUUCGGAGAUAUUUACCUCGGUUCCAACAUCGCUACUGGAGAGGAAGUGGCAAUCAAACUGGAAUGUGUGAAGACCAAACAUCCACAGCUCCACAUUGAGAGCAAGUUCUACAAGAUGAUGCAGGGCGGAGUGGGAAUCCCGUCCAUUAAGUGGUGCGGAGCCGAAGGCGACUACAACGUCAUGGUCAUGGAGCUGCUCGGCCCGAGCCUGGAGGACCUGUUCAACUUCUGCUCCCGCAAGUUCAGUCUGAAGACAGUGCUGCUGCUGGCCGACCAGAUGAUCAGUAGGAUUGAAUACAUCCACUCCAAGAACUUCAUCCACAGAGACGUGAAGCCCGAUAACUUCCUGAUGGGGCUCGGCAAGAAGGGUAACCUUGUCUACAUCAUCGACUUCGGCUUGGCCAAGAAGUACCGCGACGCCCGAACGCACCAACACAUCCCCUACCGCGAGAACAAGAACCUCACCGGCACCGCCCGCUACGCCUCCAUCAACACCCACUUGGGCAUUGAGCAGUCGAGACGAGAUGACCUGGAGUCUCUGGGCUACGUUCUCAUGUAUUUCAACCUGGGCUCUCUGCCCUGGCAGGGGCUCAAGGCUGCCACCAAGAGGCAGAAGUAUGAGCGCAUCAGCGAGAAGAAAAUGUCCACCCCCAUUGAGGUGCUCUGCAAGGGAUACCCCUCUGAGUUCUCAACUUACCUGAAUCUGUGCCGCUCCCUGCGAUUCGACGACAAGCCAGACUACUCCUACCUGAGGCAGCUCUUCAGGAACCUCUUCCACCGACAGGGCUUCUCCUACGACUACGUCUUUGACUGGAACAUGCUGAAGUUUGGGGCCAGCCGGACUGCAGAGGAUGGAGAGAGGGAGAGGAGGGAGGGAAAAGAGGGGGAGGAGCGAGCAGGAGGAGGCCAGAGAGGAGCUGGAGGGCGAGCUCUGCCAUCUGGUCCGAACCCGUCGGCGGCGAACAGGGUCCGGAACGAGACAGACGCUGCUGCUCCGUCCAAUCCGGCGACGCGUGUCGUGCAGCAGUCUGGUAACCGCUCGCCUCAGGCGGGGAGAGCAGAACGAGCCGAGCGAGAGAGGAAGGUGGCCAUGAGGCUCCACCGCGGGGCCCCGGCCAACGUCUCCUCCUCUGACCUCACUGCACGCCUCGACCAAUCACGCAUCACUGCAUCGCAGGUCAGUGUGCCAUUUGAACAUCUGGCAAAGUGAGUUCAUCCUGGCUGGUCUGCAGGUCAGCGGCAGCAGCUGCAGGGUAUCAAAUGUACCCCUUACUUUUCAAACGGAUGAAUGAAACAUGAAUGAGUGGAGGAGCAAGAGGAGGAGGAGGCGUUACAGGGACGAGGACGACCCGUGUGUGUGUCAGUGCUGUUUGAGCGUGCCAGCAAUACGCUGACAUGACGAUGACUCUUGGCUGGAACUGCUUCUUUGUGGUGCGGCUGGAGGAAAAGACGGGAUGAAACCACACACAGGUCCCCCCUCUUCUUCACUCACAUUCACCUGCCCAUCGACUCAGAGGCUCAAACUGCAAAAACUAAAAAGAAACAUCAAAGUGCACAAAACGGACAAAAUUUCAAAUAUUCUGUGGUUUACAUGAAAAAAAUUGAAAUCUACUAUCAACCUGCUAAUGUUUGAGAGCGACAUCUGCUGCUUGCGGUGACUAUUCUUGACUAUUAAUGAAUAUAUACACAACUACGGAGAGGAAAACAAACAUAAAGUGUAUUUAGGCCUUUAAAUGACAAGAGAAUGCUUAAAACAUGGACGCAGGAGAAGAUGAGACGGAGGGGACAACUGAAUCUGGAGCAAGGCUGCUUUUCGUCAGUGAAUGUCGCUGUCUGUCUGUGUCUGUGUGUUAUUGUCUUCAGUAUUCAUCUUCAGCUUUCCUUUAAAGAGUCGGAGUAAAGGAGGGACAGUUCAAAGCUUGUCUUAAAGGAGGCGAGACUGACGAGGAACAGAUGAUGUAUGAAUGUAGAAGAAAAAGAGCGAGAAGAGGAAUAAGACGGCUUUGCGUUGAGGACAAGAUGAAGGGAAAGUCUCCAGAUUGUUUGAUGUGACGAAGCCUCAGUUCUGCUUGUAACUCCGGGCGAUGAGAAGACGUUGUUAGAUCUUGGUGCCCAACAUCUCUGGUGUUACAUUUGUAUUUUUCAUUUUACGUUUGCAUUUUUCUUGUUUUAUAAAACCUGUAAAAAUAUGUAGAUACCUUUUGGCAGAAUGUGACAGAUUGUGAAAAGAUGAGGCUGGAGAGAAGAGUACUGUUUACCUCCUGAGAGCCCUGGAGCCAAGUGUGAAACAAUUACCUUUGGAGUCCGCCACAAGUGUGUGUGGGUGUGUCUGUCUGUGUGUGUUUUGGUUUCCAUUGUGGCAAGACAAUGACAGUAAGGUUGUCGUUAACAUUUUGGCCCAGACCUGUCAGGACGGACAGACGUCACCGAGGGGAAAAGGAGCUGACUGAUGUCCUGUACAUUUCUUUACCAUGCUUCAACUUUAUUACUAUGAUA